GCAGCAGUCCCAGCCAGGUCAAGUCUACUCGCAAGGAACAUGGCGCGCGGAGGAGCAGUCGGGCGCCCGAAGAAAAAUGGAGACCACACGCGCAAGCCUCGCAAGAAAAAAGACAAGAACGCUCCCAAGCGCGCUCUGUCGGCCUUUAUGUUUUUCAGCAAUGACAUCCGUGAUACCGUGAAGAAGGAGAUGCCCGACUUGCAGUUCCUCGAGAUAUCGAGUGAAAUUGGUCGCCGUUGGAAGCAGAUCUCCGAUGAGGAUCGUCGGCCGUACGAUGAGCUAGCCGCCGCUGACAAGCGGAGAUACCAGGAAGAGAAGGAGGACUACGUUCCUGACCCAUCUUUUGAGAGCACCAAGGGUUCCCGAAAGAAAAAAGACCCGAACGCCCCCAAGCGUGCGCUUUCUGCGUACUUUUUCUUCUGUAAUGAUAUCCGCCAAGAGGUGCGCGAUGAGAAUCCCAACAAGAAGAUCACGGAGAUUGCCACGCUAUUGGCCGAGAAGUGGCGCGCACUACCCGACAAGAAGCGUGCUAAGUACCAGAAGAUGAACGAGGAGGCGAAGGUUAAGUACCAGCAACAAAUGGACGUCUACAACGCCCAGGGCGCUGUGGAAGACCAUGACGAGGAAGAGGAGAACGAUGUCGACGACGAGGACGAGGACAGCGACGAAUAAGGUGCAACUUAGGAUAUAUUUCUCUAAUGUGUCCGUCAGGACUGGAGAUGGAGCAGAGUCAGCGAGCGGUGUCUAAGCUUUCUCUGGUAGUAGCUGCAGGCCACACAAACACGUAUUCUUUUUUUAUUCGUUCUA
Molecule: messenger RNA, 807 nt
Organism: Phytophthora infestans T30-4
Lineage: Eukaryota; Oomycota; Peronosporomycetes; Peronosporales; Peronosporaceae
Exons: 2
Coding region: 40-672 (210 amino acids)
Source: RefSeq, a predicted model, not a curated record